Carassius carassius (crucian carp) is the source of this 1907-nucleotide messenger RNA. Its product is annotated as specifically androgen-regulated gene protein. The transcript has 6 exons. Lineage: Eukaryota; Metazoa; Chordata; Actinopteri; Cypriniformes; Cyprinidae. The record is from RefSeq and is a predicted model, not a curated record. The coding region runs from base 236 to 1867 and encodes 543 amino acids.
GCUCCCGCGGUACAGGGUCUGAUUUAAACGCGUUCACUUCACUUCACUGAGACAGAACUGGAGUGACUCUGGGUUUAUUCGUCUAACGCGCUUUUCUCAGCUCUUUCACGAUGUUUAAGUGCAUCAUGUGAAACUGGUCAGUUGGGUACGUGGAAAUGCUCGGACCAUUUCACACGACCCCUGACCUCUCCUGCCCGACUCUUUGACGAGACGCCGAGCCCUGGACGCUGUAAGGAUGGACGUUCACAUGCACAAGAGCCGGACGCUUCACUACGGCCUCAACCACAGUCCUGAUGAUGAUCUGCAGUUCCUCAGUCGGGAGGAGCGGGAGUGUAUUUUGUUCUUUGAGGAGACCAUCGGCUCCCUGGAGGAGGACGAUGAGAGGACAGGGCUCUCCGCAGGCGAGCGUCCGGUCUCAUACGCUACAGCUCCACGUCCCAGCCCUGCAGAUCAGGACAUCAUUGACCUGGUGCACCCUUCAGUCGGUCCCAGCAAACAGAGAGACACACUGCCCGUCAGGCCAGAUUCCCAAGAGCGGAUUAUACACCCAGAGACCCAUUUUGAACUGAAGCCAGGACGUGACCUGGACGUCCCAGACGGGCCACAAAAGAGAUCUGGACACCAGCCGCCCGCAGGUUCAGGAGCCAGCGGCACGUCUGCAUCGCAGCUGCCCGAGCGCAGAAGCAGUCUAGAGUUGCCCUCGAUCAAACACGGCCCUCCAACCCACGCCAAACCCACGCGUCUUCCCGACAGCAUCAGCAUCCUGCGGAGCAGCCGUGAACACAUUCCCCACUCGAUCGCCGCCGAAGCCGUGAGCGUUCAGGAGCACCGGGCACACAUGCUCUCUAACCUCUCCGGCCCCGAGCACCCUUUAGACGGAGGAGAACCAGCCUGUGUGCGCAAUCCUCCCACGCGGAGCAUCUCGUUUCGAGAUCCGACGCCGGACAAGUCUAGGAUGGAGGCGCUUUCGAAGCUCGGACUUGCUCAGAGGAAAGCGCAAUCCGUCAUGCAUUCAUCUCCGAGGGAUCUGGAAAACAUCAAGACCGGCAGCACGUUCAACAUCACCAAACCAGCUAACACUAGCACCACAGACACUACACACCCCUGCCAAACCAGAUCCUUGACGAGCGCCGAAGUCAAACACAGAGAUUUGAACAGCCAUGGAGGAUCCAAUAGGAUGGAGGCGCUUUCGAAAGUCGGACUCAUUCAGAAGCAAUCUGUCAUGCAUUCAUCUCCGAGGGAUCCGGAAAACAUCAAGACCACAUCAACGUUCAACAUCACCAAUCCAGCUAACACUAGCACCACAGACACUACACACCCCUGCCAAAGCCAUGCACCGACCUUAACGAGUGCUGAAGUCAAACACAGAGAUUUUAACAGCUAUGGAGGCAAGAGCAUCACAUUAAACCCAACGACAUCCUUCAGGAGCGAGUGCCUCUCAUCUUCAGCGGCCAAAACAGAGUCUUCAGAGAUUCAUAUCAACAACUUCGGCGGCAGAUCACGAGUCAUGACUCCAUCCCAGACAAACCAUCACUCCCAAACCAAAACCAUCACUCCGGUAAAAGAGGAAACCUCCAGCUCAAACAGGACUUCAAGUGAAGACCUUCCUAAGAGGAAAGCAUUGCACUGUGAAGCACCCGUGAAGCAGCCGCCUGCUCCGGCUCCAAAACCAGUACGCCGACAAAGUUUUCUGAGUCCCAUUGGGUCACGUCCCCCUCCGGUGUCCCCGGAGCUACGCCGCAAUUCUUUGCCAAAGUCGUCCUUCCGUACUCAGGGAGUAACGGUGCAGUUUUCUGGCCGAGGAGCCACAGAUGAGGCUAGACGUGAUGCACUACGCAAACUAGGACUGCUGAGAAACACGCCUUAAUAAAUCUGACCAUGGACCAGAAAACCAGUCCCAAGGGUCA